Lolium perenne is the source of this 1624-nucleotide messenger RNA. Its product is annotated as monodehydroascorbate reductase 3, cytosolic. The record is from RefSeq and is a predicted model, not a curated record. Gene Ontology annotation, molecular function: oxidoreductase activity, acting on NAD(P)H. Gene Ontology annotation, cellular component: cytoplasm. NCBI's taxonomy places the organism in Eukaryota, Viridiplantae, Streptophyta, Magnoliopsida, Poales, Poaceae.
ACUCUCCCACGGACAACAACCCCAGACAAAUUCCACUUCCUCUUCAUCUUCUUCCCCUGGUUCUGGUUCUGCUUCUGUUUCGCUCGCUCCAUCGAUCGCUCGCAGGACACAAGCCAUGGCGACGGAGAAGCACUUCAAGUACGUCGUCCUCGGCGGCGGGGUCUCGGGGGGGUACGCGGCGCGGGAGUUCGUCAAGCAGGGCGCGCAGCCAGGGGAGCUCGCCAUCAUCUCAAAGGAGGCCGUGGCUCCUUACGAGCGCCCUGCCCUCAGCAAGGCGUACCUUUUCCCUCAGAAUCCUGCAAGAUUACCAGGAUUUCAUGUGUGUGUGGGAAGUGGAGGCGAGAGGCUCUUGCCUGAAUGGUACUCACAGAAAGGUAUUGAGCUGAUCCUCAACACUGAAAUUGUCAAGGCUGAUCUUGCCUCCAAGACUCUGACUAGUGCAGCUGGAGCGACAUUUACAUAUGAGAUCUUGCUAAUAGCUACUGGCUCCUCAGUCAUCAAGCUCUCUGAUUUCGGCACUCAAGGAGCUGAUUCGAACAACAUUCUGUAUCUGAGGGAAGUUGACGACGCGGACAAGCUGUAUGCAGCUAUCCAAGCAAAGAAGGGUGGGAAGGCAGUGGUUGUUGGAGGAGGUUACAUUGGCCUUGAACUAAGCGCAGUAUUGAAGAUGAACAAUCUGGAUGUCACUAUGGUGUUCCCUGAACCUUGGUGCAUGCCUCGUCUCUUCACCGCCGAGAUUGCAGCUUUCUAUGAGAGUUACUACACUAACAAAGGAGUCAAGAUCGUCAAGGGUACAGUUGCUGUUGGUUUUGAUGCUGACGCCAAUGGUGAUGUUACUGCCGUUAAGCUAAAGGAUGGCAGUGUGCUUGAAGCUGAUAUUGUUGUUGUUGGUGUUGGGGGUAGACCAUUGACUACUCUCUUCAAAGGCCAAGUUGCUGAGGACAAAGGUGGAAUCAAGACUGAUGCUUCUUUUGAAACAAGUAUCCCUGGAGUGUACGCUGUUGGUGAUGUGGCCACUUUCCCCAUGAAGAUUUACAAUGAUGUCAGGAGAGUGGAGCAUGUUGACCAUUCUAGGAAGUCCGCAGAGCAGGCUGUGAAGGCGAUCAAGGGGAAGGAGGCGGGUGAGGCCGUUCCGGAAUACGACUACCUGCCCUACUUCUACUCGCGGUCGUUCGACCUGUCGUGGCAGUUCUACGGCGACAAUGUGGGCGAGGCUGUCCUGUUCGGCGACAGCGACCCUAGCUCCACCAAGCCCAAGUUCGGGUCAUACUGGAUCAAGGAUGGCAAGGUUGUGGGCGCGUUCCUGGAGGGCGGGUCGGCCGACGAGAACGGCGCCAUCGCCAAGGUCGCGAAGGCCCAGCCGCCGGUGUCCAGCCUCGAGGAGCUCAAGAAGGAUGGCCUCCUGUUUGCCAGCAAGAUCUGAUGAGACACGCGCUCGGUGUACAUUUCCUGCCAUUUUAGAGAUACUUGUGUGGUUGUAUCGUCACAGGGAUACAGGAUACUAGACUACCAUACAUACCUCACUACGCAGUACAAUACCAUUUGGUUUCCAGUUGUGAUGUCUGUACCACAUAUACUCUGUGAACUUGUUUUGUUCUCAAUAAAACCCACAGCCUUACGGUCA